AUGAAGGGAUAUCGAGCGAAACACUACACAGCGGACUACAAGAAAAUUGGAAUGAACUUUGAGUACGUUGCUACGAAUGUACCUGGCCCUAACACUGACACUGGUGCGUGGGAGCUGCUAGCCUGCUGUGAUUGCACCAGCGAAUGUUCUGCGGAACAGAAGUGUACUUGCUUGCUAGGAGCAGAGGACAACUAUUCUAUCAAUGGUUUGUUUUUGGAGAAAUCAAGUGGCGCUCCUAUUCUUGAAUGUCACAGAGAAUGUUCAUGCUCCACAUGGGACAAACCAUGCAGAAAUCGUGUGGUGCAACGUGGUGUGAAUGUACUACUAGAGGUGUAUAAAUGCUCCGAUGAGAAAGGUUUCGGAGUGCGAGCUGCUGAACCGAUUCCGGAGCAAACAUUUAUCUGUGAGUAUGCUGGCGAAGUUCUGGACAAGGAAGAGGUAGAGGAGCGCGCCAUGUUUAAACAUGACCACAACUACACACUAACAGUUCAAGAGCAUGGAGCAGGGGGUGUGAUAACCACGUUCAUUGACCCUCGACGCCGUGGAAAUUUGGCGCGAUUCAUUAACCAUGGAUGUCAGCCAAAUCUAUCAAUGGCGAUUGUACGUAUAGGUUACACAGUGCCUCAUAUAGCACUAUUCUCAAACAGGCAGAUUCAUGUUGGGGAGGAGUUGUGUUACGACUAUGGUGUGUCAGCCCUAGGCGGAACCGAACGCAAGAGGUGUCUCUGCGGGUCUACUGGAUGCCGUGGCUAUUUACCAAUGUCAUCCACAGCUUCGGAAUAA
Molecule: messenger RNA, 783 nt
Organism: Necator americanus (New World hookworm)
Lineage: Eukaryota; Metazoa; Nematoda; Chromadorea; Rhabditida; Ancylostomatidae
Exons: 5
Coding region: 1-783 (260 amino acids)
Cellular component (GO): nucleus
Molecular function (GO): histone methyltransferase activity; protein binding; zinc ion binding
Source: RefSeq, a predicted model, not a curated record